AUGAGAUAUGACAAAAGUGGAGAGAACCGAUUCAACUACAGGAGACAGCAGCACUAUAGACACCUCUCGAUUGUGCAGGACACUUACUUUGAGGAAUGUGGCAAAAGCAAAGAUCUCUCUUCUUCAGCAACCACUACAUAUAGUCUCCAACAGACAGCUGAGGCAUCACAUGGAACCCUCCCACCUUCUGAAUCCUCCUCUUCCCCUCAUACACCCGAGCCACCACACAGUGGUCCUUCUGUUGUUGUUCCCCCACUGACACUCAGAUCAUCCCCUCAUACACCUGAGACACCACACACAGGUCCUUCAGUUUUUGUUGCCCCACCGGCACAGAGACCAGAUCAGGAUAUAAGCACUUGGACCUGUUCUUAUCAUCAGAAAGUGUGGAUGAAGACAGAGCUCCAAUCUCUGGGACUGUGGCCUGGGUCCCACCAUAUGCUCAAGCCAGGAAAUGCCCUUUCAUUAUGGCGUCUCCCUCCACAGCCAGAACUCAUUGACACUGUGUUAGCACUCCCAUCCCGCAAUUUCUUUCAGCUCCAUCCAUUUUUUAUUUGGAAACCAGAAAGUGACGUCAUGGUGAGACUAAGAAAUAAUUAUAUACUCCCAUGUCUUCAUGGUUGUCCAAAGCCAGAUAUAGUCUCAGCUGGUGUGGGUAGGCCUCGAGUGAUUGUUGGCACCAGUGGACAGUAUUACAUCUUUGCUUCACGCCUUCGCUGCAGGAUGUGCAAGAGGAUCUGGUUUGCUGACAGUCCUCAGUGGACGGGGAAACUGCCAAAGCGGUUCACAAGCAUUCUGCCAGCAUUCCUAACUUACAAGAAGGCCAUUUGCAAGUCUGUGCUUCAUGAGCUGAGGCGUACUGGCAAGUCACCUUCAGACAUGGCAAACCAGGUGAAUGAGCUGAUGCACCUUAAAUAUGAACAAGCUCACCUGGCAUACCUUCACAGCAUACAGAACAUCUGGGAUGCUGAGGCUGGGGUUUAUGGGCAGAUGACUCUUGGUCACCUUGUGAGGAAGGAUGACAUGCCACAGUCUUUUGGAGCCUAUGAGGAUGCAGAUGGGUGGUGUGGCGUCUCUGUCUCUGCUCACUACCUGACUGACUGCCUCAUUGAUGAGUACCGGCGCCAAGAGCCAGCUAUCACUAAACUCCUGCAGGGCACUUUUGGACAGGUCUUGCGGUCUGACCACACCAGGAAGGUGGCACGAAAAGUGACCUUGUCAUCUGGCACCAUGUCAAGUUAUGAAGUUAUGAACGAAAAUUGGAUGAUUGUUUCCUGGGUAAUGGUGCAGUCUGAGAGAGAGAAGUCCCUUGAAACAACAGAGAAGGGAGUGGAAGGCAGAAACGCCGUGGAUUUUUUAAAGGAAUGGCUGCCUAAGAUUCUGGGACAGGAGGACAAGAUCUACGAAAUUGAAAGAGCUCAUCGCACUUUGCAAAGACGACCAGCGGAAAACGUCAAACCACGGGCCAUUCUGAUUCGUCUACUUCGAUAUGGAGACACACUUAAGAUUCUUAAUGUGGCCAGAGAAAGGGGCAAGCUCACCUAUGGCAAUUCUACUAUCAUGAUAUUGCGUGACAUGUCAUCGACCUUGUUUAGAAAGCGACAAGAAUUCAGCGCACUCAAAAGACAGCUACGCAAUAACGACGUGUCUUAUGCAAUGCUUCAUCCUGCAACGCUGAGGAUUCAGCUACCGGAGGGAUAA
Molecule: messenger RNA, 1698 nt
Organism: Sinocyclocheilus rhinocerous
Lineage: Eukaryota; Metazoa; Chordata; Actinopteri; Cypriniformes; Cyprinidae
Exons: 8
Coding region: 1-1698 (565 amino acids)
Source: RefSeq, a predicted model, not a curated record